UCGGAUGCUUAGACCAAGUACAAAGAGGGCAACUUGUCCAUGCAUGCACAUACAGACACGCCACAUCCUUAGACUCGUAUAAACGGGUGCGAAGAAGUCGUGUUGUUGGGUUGAGAAGAAAACGUUGUAAGAGACAGAAGACACGAGCUGCUGCUGCUGCUUCUUCUUUGGUGGUUGGUGAGGGGAAGGAUUUGCAGACUAGAGGGGACGGACAUGGAGAGGUCGACGGCGAGGAAGUUAGGGUUUUGGGUGGUGAUGGUGUUCGCGGCGACGACGGAGGUGGUGGUGGGAAGAGCACAACUGGUGGAGGAUUUCUAUGGCAAGACCUGCCCGAACGUCGAGAACAUCGUGAAGCAGGCGGUAACGACCAAGUUCAGCCAGACCUUCGUCACCAUCCCCGGCACGCUCCGCCUCUUCUUCCACGACUGCUUCAUCGAGGGAUGCGAUGCUUCGAUUUUGAUUGCGUCGCCUAACGGGGAUGCCGAGAAGGACGCUCCGGAUAAUGAGUCUCUGGCCGGAGAUGGGUUCGACACUGUCAUCAAGGCAAAGCAAGCUGUCGAAGAGACUUGCCCCGGCAUCGUGUCGUGCGCAGACAUCUUAGCCAUAGCUGCUCGAGACGUAGUUGUCCUGGCCGGAGGUCCAUCGUUCAACGUAGAGCUCGGACGUCGCGACGGUCUCAUCUCCAAAGCAUCUCUAGUGGCCGGGAAAUUGCCAGAACCGAAUUUCGAUCUCGACCAGCUCAAUUCGAUGUUCUCCGGACACGGCCUCACACAAUCCGACAUGAUCGCGCUCUCGGGCGCUCACACCGUCGGCUUUUCCCACUGCAGCCGCUUCGCCAACCGUCUCUACUCGUUCUCCUCGUCGUCUCAAGUGGACCCGACUCUCAACUCUACCUAUGCAGCGCAGCUAAUGCAAGAUUGCCCCCAGAAUGUGGACCCGCAAAUAGCGAUCAACAUGGACCCCGUGACUCCUCAGAUAUUCGACAACAUGUACUACAAGAAUCUGGUCCAAGGCAUGGGCCUGUUCACUUCGGACGAGUCGCUCUUCACCGAUUCGGCGUCUAAGCCUACCGUAGUGGGCUUUGCCGACAGCCCGGGCAAGUUCAAUGAGGCCUUCGCCACUGCGAUGAUUAAGCUCGGGAGGGUGAAUGUCAAGACCGGAAGCCAAGGACAGAUCAGAAGAGAUUGUACAGCUUUCAAUUCAUAACUUACAGUCACGGCUUGAAAAUUCAGACAUUGAAUCAAUAAGCAGUGCGUGGUUCUGAACUGUGGAAUAAAAACGAACCACCCCAUUUGUUUUGU
Messenger RNA from Syzygium oleosum, 1301 nucleotides. Its product is annotated as peroxidase 51-like. The transcript has 3 exons. The record is from RefSeq and is a predicted model, not a curated record. NCBI's taxonomy places the organism in Eukaryota, Viridiplantae, Streptophyta, Magnoliopsida, Myrtales, Myrtaceae. Gene Ontology annotation, biological process: response to oxidative stress; hydrogen peroxide catabolic process. Gene Ontology annotation, molecular function: peroxidase activity; heme binding. The coding region runs from base 214 to 1206 and encodes 330 amino acids.